UAUCUUCGUCUUCAAUUAGGGGAUUUCUAUGCAUAUCUGUCAACGCACAAGAGCUUUAUAGGUAUUGCACAAUUUGGUUAUUUCUCUGAUACGCGUUACAAUGGAAGAUACGAUGAUGAUUUCGUAUGAAGAUACGCACGGAAUCAAGAAUUUACUAUACGUAUCGAGCUAUCAACUGAUAUGAACAACUAGGUUCCACGCCAUGUUAUGUUGGAACCACUUUUAUCUGGAGGUUUACUGUUCGGUUGUGAAGAAGCAACAAUGAGUGUGGAGCAGUCACAAAGGAGAGUGCUUCCUCAAAUUGUUAAACUGGACAUGGCGUCAAAACUGGCUGAAAAGUGGGUUAAUAAUAUGACCAGAAUCGAAGAGGCUGCACCUAUGGAGGUGGAAUCAGAAAGUCAACCACAUAGGCUAGGAUUGGGUGCCAAAGUUGGAUGCAAAACCAAAUAUAUACCUUCAGACGACCCCGUUGAAAAGAAGUUACAUGCUAAGCUGGAAGCUGAAAAAAUAAAAGCUGCAAGAAGCAUUGAGGAGUCCAACCCAUCUACUCAAAAUAUAUGUGGCUAUGACGAAAGUGACGAGUAUUUGGAGAGCAGAGCUAAUGCAUUUGCAAAGAAAAGAGCUCCUCCAGCAGCUUUUGUACAGGCAAAAAAGAAACCGAAGUAAAAGGUUACAUCAGUGACUUUUAACCUUUUGGUGUAAAUUGUUUAUACAGUUAGUUUCCUCUUUUUUUAUUUUUAUGAAUGAUGUUGAUUUUUAUUAUUGGUUGUUAUUUAGCAUGUGUGGUAGGAUUCGAACCUCCAACUUGUUGGAAAUCUUAAGGAGUGGCUAUCACUAGGCCAACAGAUUCUUGUUAGUUUCUUGGUGCAAUCAAAUUACAUGGUUUUGAGACCUCUUCAUUCACUA
Molecule: messenger RNA, 906 nt
Organism: Tripterygium wilfordii
Lineage: Eukaryota; Viridiplantae; Streptophyta; Magnoliopsida; Celastrales; Celastraceae
Exons: 4
Coding region: 208-666 (152 amino acids)
Source: RefSeq, a predicted model, not a curated record